Racocetra persica is the source of this 506-nucleotide messenger RNA. The record is from the annotation of a GenBank genome assembly. NCBI's taxonomy places the organism in Eukaryota, Fungi, Glomeromycota, Glomeromycetes, Diversisporales, Gigasporaceae.
AUGUUUGAACCUAGUAAUAUGAAAAAUAUUUAUAGUUCUAGUAAUAUAGAGAAUUUUUUUGAUCCUGAAUUUGGUAAUACAGUAAUUGAUCAUUUGAUAUUUAUAUUUGAAGCUGGUAAUAUAGAAAAUAUUUAUGAAUUUAGCAAUACAGAGAAUUUUCUUAAUGCCGAAUCUGGUACCACAGAUGAUUGUUUUAGUGUAUACAACUUUAGUAAUCCAGAAAUUUUAUGUAAUACAUUUAGUUCUAGCAAUCCAGAAACUUUUUUUAACAUGUUUAGGCCUAGUAACAUAGAAAAUUUUCUUAAUAUGUUUAAUCUAAAUAAUAUAAAGACUUUUUUUGAACAAGUUAAUAAUGAGAAAGACAAUGAAAUUAUGAGAUCUACAGAAAAUCUCUCAAGUUUACCUUCAGAAGUUUAUGAAAAUCAAGGUAAUAGAAAAAAUUCAGAGCCACAGUAUCUUAUUGAAUCAAAUAUAAGUUUUAGAGAUUGGAAUAAGCUUGAGAAAUA